This is a messenger RNA of Psylliodes chrysocephalus, 512 nucleotides long. Lineage: Eukaryota; Metazoa; Arthropoda; Insecta; Coleoptera; Chrysomelidae. The record is from the annotation of a GenBank genome assembly.
UACAUGGCCGUAGUAGUGAUGGCAGGCGAUACAGACCUGUUGUUGGAUCGCUCUGAUAAAUUGUGUGCUAUUUGUUCAUCCAGCAUAAAAAAAAGUGGUGUAAAGUGUGCAAAUGAUAAGUGUGAUGUUGUAAUUUAUACCAAGUGUUUUGAAACAGUUGCAAAGGUGUUUUUAGCAGAUAGAUGGAAGUGGAAAUGUAAGUCAUGUCUACUUAAUAAUGAUGGUCAUUCUGAAUCGGACAAUUUGCCUGACCUUAUACAAAAAGUAAUUUUUCUUGAAUAUAUAAAACGAGAAAAUAAACACUUAAAUGAUCUUAUUGAUGAACUAAAAUUAAAUACAUAAUAAUCUACUAAAAGAUAAAAUCAACUCAUCCGAAAAACAUACCACACCCAUGUCGAACUUUUUUGCUCCAAGUACGAACAGUUCUGCUUUUUACAGCGAUGUUGCAAAACAACCAGUGACUAAUACUCAAUUAUCUUGUUCUAGUCUGAUAAUAAAAAGUACUAAUAAAG